This is a messenger RNA of Lentinula edodes (shiitake mushroom), 838 nucleotides long. Its product is annotated as ADP-ribose pyrophosphatase. Gene Ontology annotation, cellular component: cytosol. The record is from RefSeq and is a predicted model, not a curated record. The transcript is spliced from 3 exons. Lineage: Eukaryota; Fungi; Basidiomycota; Agaricomycetes; Agaricales; Omphalotaceae. The coding region runs from base 263 to 736 and encodes 157 amino acids. Gene Ontology annotation, molecular function: 8-oxo-7,8-dihydrodeoxyguanosine triphosphate pyrophosphatase activity. Gene Ontology annotation, biological process: dGTP catabolic process.
AAAUGCCAGGAAGUAGAGGGGUCUGAUAAAGAGGAGUUGUUAUUGGGUUUGAAAGAUGUAUUCCGCAGUUGUGGGAUAGCCCCGGACAAUUUGCAACGUGUCAAAUUGGAACUGUACUUAUGAGGCUAAAGACGCACCAUCUUGAAAUAUUUCGGGCCGUCAUUUCAGAAACGUGUACCACUUACAACGUGGAAUGUAGUAGUAGGAUAAUUGCUAUGUACUUGCAUCAUAUCUUUCGUAUCGUUCACCGAAUCAUACCAAAAUGCUUAGUCCAAAAGUAGGCGUCGGGGUGUUCGUCCUCAACAAAGAGGGAAAAUUCGUACUAGGAAAACGAAAGGGAAGUCAUGGGCAUGGAACAUGGGCGCUCCCAGGGGGGCAUCUUGAAGCUGGAGAAUCAUUCGAAGAUUGUGCUGCACGUGAGGUAUUGGAGGAGACCAAUCUCAAGAUCAAGAAUAUACGUUUUUUGACAGCGACAAACGAUGUCAUGGUGGCUGAAAACAAACACUACGUGACGAUAUGGGUCGCUUGUGAGAUGGUGGACAAUCAAGCUGUAGCAGAAAAUCUUGAACCAGAGAAAUGUGAAGUAUGGGAAUGGGUUACUUGGGAGGAGUUGAAGCGAUGUGCCAAGCUUGAGGUAGUCGAAAGAACAGAUCCAGGAUAUCGAGCUCUAUUUCUUCCCCUGCUGAACAUCGUCGCGCAAAGACCUGAUUUCAAAGGGCCAGUUUCAGCUGACUGAGGAAACCACACUGAUCUUAUUUCAAAUGGUAGAGACAAAAGGGCGCGAGUGUGCAGAACAUUAGAGGAGAGAUUUCUCGAUAUUGAACGACCCGCUGUCAGA